UUCGUCUCGUCCCGCCUCGUUGAGCGCCCGCGCUUCGCUUCCUCAUACUUCAUACGUGCAUAGUGCACUCAACUGCGUCUGUCUUAUCACACUAGCAUUUCUUCUGAUGAUGACCUGAUAAAUUGUAUCGAUCGUAGUCAAUAACAGUGACAUCGACCGUUCGCGGGUGCAGUGUUAACACAGUGAUGGCCGAGAAGCACGCACUCAUACCAGACCCGAUUACGAUGUACACGCAAAAGGAAACCAUGAAGGAAGUGAAGGAUGCGUCCAAGAACUUGAUGGGUGGUGAUUUUGAGAGGCAGUACGGAGGCCCGACAAUGAACAAGUGCGAUCGGCGAAUGAAAGCUUGGGUAGUGACGGUGACUGCGACUAUCAUUGGGCUGCUAUUGGCGUUGCUUGUUCUGGUAAUCGUGAGGGAGAUCCACAUAGCCCGCUUACGGAGCGAAAUCGAUGAUCUUACUGCAAACAUGAUUGCGAUGUCGGCAAAUGUGAAAUUACUUAACCAAAAAUACAACAACAAACACUUCAACGACUUCAAGCCUAUGGAGGAUACUAUAUACGCUGACGAAGACCAAGAUCUGAGCACCAUAGAAACCGCCGAUAAGGAAGAAGACAAGGAUAAAUCGAACUACGAUUCCCUGGAGAAGCUACACGAUAUUACGGUCAUGGAGGAGGACAACAUCGGAGACGACGAGGACAUGCUGGACGUCGCCGACGAUGCGGAGAGCGGUGACUGGUAUCCUGAUUUCGACAAGCGUGCUGAUAAAGUGAUGAAUUCGAACAUGGUGCAUCUACGUCCCGACGAAAUUGCUGACGCAGUUGCAUUCAAGAAGGACAACGAGCUGCUCCUCUCGAACGUGAGAAAAAUCAAGAAACUGCUAAACGAGAAUCCAGAAAAUCCCGAUUUGCCGCCACUCCAACCGCCGGACAUGACCGAAUCUUCAGUGGAUAAACGGAACAAACGUAGCGUUUUCGAAUCAAGCCCUGAAGUAGAUCGAUUUCCAGCUCCAUAUAUGGCCACGAAAUUAGAAGAAAGACGUAAAUCGAAAAAGUUCUUGGGCAGCUUAGAGUCCGCUUCAGCAGCUAAGAUGACGAUGCACACCGUACCGCGGACAGUCAGGAACAGUGACGAUGAGGAACAGAGGCGGCCGUUUAUAGCAGCUCAUUUCCAUGGAAACACAUCGCAUCUGAACACCGAAGUUCAUGAGCAUUACAAAGGUAAUGGCUUGAUAAGAGUGUCUCACGGCGCCCCCCACGACGUGUGGUAUCCAUCGCAGUGGACGAUAUCGUCGCCUCCUCCGCGUCCGACUCUGACGCACUCCGGUCACGUCCGCGUGCACCACACCGGAGUCUACCUCGUCUACGCUCAGAUUUACUACCUGGACAGUCACGACGUGAUAUCUUGGGUAUUGCACCGUACGAAUCCUGAGUCGGAUGGAAGAGACACCCUUCUUCAAUGUGCACAAUCAUCCCACUCUACGGAAGUUCUCGACAAACCAAAUUCCUGUUUCUCUGCAUCAGCUCUGUUCCUCAGAGCUGGCGACAGACUCGCCGUUAGGAACACCGGCGGAGAUAGACACUCUCUCAUGCAGCCAGAGAAAAGCUUCAUAGGUCUCAUUAAAUUGGCUGACGCCGAAGAUCCGGCGCAAGAACUGUAGUAAUAUCCGUUCGGAAACCGGACAUUGUAACGGUGCCAUUUUGAAACGAAGUUUCUCUUUAUAAAGAGUUGUUUCAAUUUCGACUUUAUUGCAAGUAAAUUUUGUUUAUUUUUCUUUAUUUAGUAACAUACUAUGUUAUUAACGACUGUUGUCAAAGCUUUUGUAGUUUUUUUUAUUAUUAUUUUAACAAUAAUUUAUGUGCUUGUAAUUCGUAUGUGCGUACACAUGCGAAUACUUUCAUCGUGUUGUUUAAGUACCUACGUAAGUAACAUAAAAAAUAUGUAUUCGUUUACAAUAAAAGUGAUAGAGAAUGAGUGUGUUAUUAGUUUAGUGAACAUGUGCCAUCGUUAUUCUAUAUGUUAGUGUAUUAAUUAAUUUGUAACAGGGUUAUUUUAUUUUGUUUCGAUCUAAAUUACGGAAAGCGACCGUAAAAUUUCAGCUACAAAAUUUAUAAAGCUAUUGCUUUAAAAAGCAUUCUACGAAUAAUCUAGUUUUUCGGUUAGCUAUGUAAUAAAUAUUAACAUUAACGCAUAGAUGAGCAGAAUAACUAAACCAAUUUAAUCUGAAGUGAAUCUCUAUAAUUCUAUACUAUGAUAAGUAUAACACUUCUUUAAGUAGCUUUGCGAUUGUUAGCUUGUAUAAUUCGUUGACAGCUUUUUUUUACUUCUUUUCUAAAAUUCAUCGCCAUUAAGAUUAAGGAAUUAUUUUACAUAAAAUUGAUUAUUUAUGUCAUUCAAAUUUCAUACCAUCUCUGAUUAAAACUAAUAUUUAAGAUUCGGAAAAUACGAUAUUUAAAAAAGAAAUCUAAAUAUCGUUGUUGUUUAGUGUUCUACAAUACAUAUAUUAAAAUUAUUAUAUAAUGACAGUGGCUUUCUUUAAUCAAUUGAAUUUAGAAUACGUUUGCCCGUAUUUAUCAAAAAACUUGUACACAUUCAACUAUGUUGAAGUGAGUGACAUCUUUAUUAAAAUGUCAUUAUGACAUUAUAUUCUUGCAAGGGGAAAUAUAAAUGUAUUCAUGGCAUUUUGGUACUAAAGAACGAAGUUACAAAGGAAGCAUUGUUUCUAAAUGUUUUAGCUGGCGAUUGAUCUGAUCAUUUGAACAUACGAACUAAGUAGGUAGCUAAUGCACCUAAAUCGCCUAUAUACACAACUCCCGAAUUUUCGUUUUUAAAGUAAUAUUUAAAUUAUUUUCGUUCAUAAAUCCAAUUAUGUAAUUCUUUUUUUUGUAAUCAUCUUUUUUCCCCAACCUGUAAAACCUAGGGCUAUUAAUCCUGGUACAAUUGUUAAAGUAGGUACUACAGUUACAUAAUUUAUUUACCUAUGAGAUAAGUAUUCGGUCGUGCAUUCAUGUUUUUGUAAAGAUUAAAAUUAAAUAAAAA
This is a messenger RNA of Bombyx mandarina (wild silkworm), 3037 nucleotides long. It is a transcript of the gene egr, whose product is annotated as TNF superfamily member 12 eiger. Gene Ontology annotation, biological process: immune response. Gene Ontology annotation, cellular component: membrane. The record is from RefSeq and is a predicted model, not a curated record. Gene Ontology annotation, molecular function: tumor necrosis factor receptor binding; receptor ligand activity. Lineage: Eukaryota; Metazoa; Arthropoda; Insecta; Lepidoptera; Bombycidae.